Messenger RNA from Cooperia oncophora, 1397 nucleotides. NCBI's taxonomy places the organism in Eukaryota, Metazoa, Nematoda, Chromadorea, Rhabditida, Trichostrongylidae. The record is from the annotation of a GenBank genome assembly.
GCCGUAGCGCUGUUUUGUUGUGGCGCUGCGGGCGUGAUCUACCAUUUCCUCGUUUUUUUCAGUCUGUAUCCCGCAAUGAACCACCAGGGCCAUCCCUCACUGCAUCGUAUGGUCAGCAGUGGCACGGUCCUGGUCCCAACGCUGGCAAUCCUGCUUUGUCGCAACCUGACGCUGUUGCCUACCCUCAACACCAAGGACAACAGGUAUCGUCAAAUGCUGUGAAGGAUCCUACGAAAACGAAAAUUCAAGAGUGUAUAAACAAGAAACGACUCGAAGCAGCUAGAAUCUCCGGUAGUGGUUCAACUGGUUUCCCUGGUCCAACAUCAUCUCAGCCUUCCACGAUUGGGCCUAAUUUGACGCAAGCGUCGUAUACUGACUCAGGUGAUUACCAAACUCAUCAAAAUCAGAACAACUUCCAACAGAACAGUGGCCAACAUCUUCAAUCGAUGCUGCAACAGUCGUCUCAAUCAAUAGACCCAUCCCAUCAGUCCCAACAGCAGCAGCAACAAAUGCAGCAGCAGCAGCAACAACAACAGCAACAACAACAGCCGAUGCAGACAUCACAGCAACAACCUCUAAUCAACUUCAUAUCACCUCCCGCGCAUCAACAGCAACAACAACAACAAUCUGUCCAGCAGUCAUCAUCCGUUGUGCAACAUUCAAUGCAACCUCAAGUUAUGCAACAGUUGCAACAUCACAUGCCGCAACAAAUGCCUCCUGGUCUUCAACAAUCACAUAUGGCGUCAUCCCAGCAAAUGCAAUCACAACAGUCCAUGCAACAAAUGCCACAGCAAUCGCUUUUGCAGCAACAAAUGGGCCAACCUUUAGUGCAACAGCAGCCACGGUCAAAUAAUAAUCAAGGUAUGGUAACUAGUCAACAGUUCGCUCAAGGAGGUGGUUCUUCUCAACAUCAGACUGGAAUGGGUGGUCCUAUGCAGAUGAGUUAUCAAGGCCAACCACACACGGGUCCACAACCUUCGCAACAACCUCGAAAUCCAAUGGGUCAGUUCGCAUCCAGAGAUGGAACGAUGAAUGUGGAGUACCAGCAAGGUAUUUUCUGCAGAAAAGUAGAGAAGCAGAGAUAUUUUACUGAUAUGUAUUUAGGUACCCGCGGAGGUCGUCAGCAACUACAGAUGGGUUCGCAAGGUGGUGUGGUCCGUAAUGGAAUGCCGGGCACCCAGAUGAGUGGUCAAACGCAUAUGGGAUCCCAGCAUGUUCCUGAUGGCCACCAGAUGAUGACACAGCAAAUGGGAGGAAUACCAGUGGGUACGCAGCAGAUGUCACAUCAGAUGGGUCAAGCUCCAAUGUCAGGACAACAGUAUUACAUGCCACAGGAUCAGAGAAUGCUGAACCAGCCUUACAAUCAUUCUCAGUACCCGCAGAACAACCAGUUUUAG